AACAACAACUCGGUCGCGAAUAUUAUUUGGACGCAACUACUGAUUAUUUCAAUUUGAUUUCGGCGAAUUCAAACUUCCCGAUGAGCGGCCAUAUUGUUUUACUCUCUCUGUUCCUCUGGCGGGGACCGUCGAAUGUGUUGUCGAACGUACGUAUUUAUCUAUGACAAGGGUUGAGUCAGUUCCGUAAGUGCACCACAGAGGAGUGGUGAUUCCAUUCACUGAAACCGCAAAUCAUGGCGUCCGCGAAGAGAAAGCAAGAUGAAAAGAACCUGAAGAUAUUACGCGAGCUGGUCUCGCAGCCGGGAAACAAGGAAUGUUUUGACUGCGGCCAACGUGGACCGACCUACGUCAACAUGACAAUAGGUUCCUUCGUCUGUACCUCUUGCUCUGGUAUGCUGAGAGGGCUGACUCCCCCGCAUAGAGUGAAAUCUAUUUCUAUGGCAACAUUUACUCAGGAAGAGAUAGAUCUGAUAAAGGAGAGAGGAAAUGAAUACUGUAGGAGAAUAUGGUUGGGUUUAAUGGAUCCAAAUUCUCCACACAACGUAGAUCUUAAGGAUGAACAAAAAAUGAAAGAUCUAAUGACUGCAAAAUAUGAGCUUAAGAGAUUUUAUCUAGAUCCGUCCUUGUCACCACCAAGUCAGACAACGAGCCAAAAAUCAACGCCGUCGUCGAACACUCGAACAAAUCAAACAAGCAUUCCUAGGGUUCCACUUUCUGGAACAUCAACAACAUUAUCGAUGCCAAUUCAAAAAGCUAAGAAUCCGGAACCAAUUGACGCGAAUGCUUUCACUCCAGAUUUUGUAGCCGAUUUCAGUAAGGUUCCUGAUCCAUUCCUUGCUGCUACUCCGACGUCAAAUUUUGGACAGCCAUUCAUACCUCAGCCAUCCUUUGCAAAUUUCGACAAUAAUCCUGUCUUCAAUUCUGUGAAAGGUACAGAGACGACAAUGUUAACGAACCAGACAGCUGGGACAUUUACAGCAACCUUCAACGGUACUACGCUACCACCAUCAGAAGAUCGUUAUGCGGCUUUGAAAGACUUAGAUUCCUUAAUGAAACAAGCACACUUAAAGGAGGAUACCCCGAAGACUCUAUCGACAUCUGCAUGGGAUCUGAAUAAUUCAAAUGCAUCCAACACUAUUUGGAGUGGGAACAAUCCGUCCAAUCACGUAAUCUCAAAUCCGUUUACUGGAGAAGAUCUAUGGCGACCAUCGGUCAAUUUUGUCAACAACAAUAUGCAAUCCAUGGACAGUUCUUUGUGCAAUUCUGCUAAUCCGUUCAGGCCAAUGCAAUUUCCAGUGAACAAUGAUCAUUCACAAUGGACGAGCUCACCCAGCAAUGGAGAUAUUAUUCCAUCUAGUCAGCUUAUGCCGACACUUUCUAAUAAAGUAUGGCAACCCUCUGUCACGGCAUACCAAGCAAAUCCAUUUAUGGUGGGUUCGGGAGUAAGCAACAUGGUGAGAAACACGAACAAUCCUUUCUUAUGAUUAAGUACACAUAAAUUCCUAAUCGACUUACGAACAAAUAAUUCAGCCCUAAAAUACGUAUAGCUUAGCAGAAUUGUUUAUAUACAUGACCUUAUUGGCAGGUAGUGCCAUUAACUUUAUUCUUAAGAGCACUCUUAUUCAUAUAACGAAAGUAAUACUUUAUUUAUGAAUAUAAUAUACACGUUGAAUAAAGAUUAAUGUUUGUUACUAAUCAUA
Orussus abietinus is the source of this 1700-nucleotide messenger RNA. RefSeq names its product arf-GAP domain and FG repeat-containing protein 1 (gene drongo). Lineage: Eukaryota; Metazoa; Arthropoda; Insecta; Hymenoptera; Orussidae. Gene Ontology annotation, molecular function: GTPase activator activity. The transcript is spliced from 6 exons. The record is from RefSeq and is a predicted model, not a curated record. Bases 234 to 1484 code for a protein of 416 amino acids.